Molecule: messenger RNA, 9980 nt
Organism: Mustela erminea (ermine)
Lineage: Eukaryota; Metazoa; Chordata; Mammalia; Carnivora; Mustelidae
Gene: CBL
Product: Cbl proto-oncogene
Exons: 16
Coding region: 377-3118 (913 amino acids)
Biological process (GO): negative regulation of epidermal growth factor-activated receptor activity; cell surface receptor signaling pathway
Cellular component (GO): membrane raft; plasma membrane
Molecular function (GO): calcium ion binding; SH3 domain binding; ubiquitin protein ligase activity
Source: RefSeq, a predicted model, not a curated record
CCGCCCCCGGGGGCAGGGGAGGGGUAGGCGGCGCGGAAACUUGGCCGCGGCUUUCCGGGAGCUGUGACUCGGGAGGGGGUGGCGCAGGAGCGGUCGCUACCCAGUCGGGACCAGGCCGCCGGCUUCGCCGAGCUCCGCGCGCUCCUCCCGCCCCCGGGCUCGCGCUCUUGGAAGGGGCGCGCCCGCGCGGACCCGCGCUCCCGUCGCCGCCCACUCCCCUCCCCGCGGCCGCCCCUCCCUCCGCCCGGACAGCCGGCGGUGGCGGCGGCGGCGGUGGCGGCCGGGAGAGGCCCCUCCUUCACGCCCUCCUUCUUUCCCUCGCUCGCAGCGGAGCGGAGCCGGCGGACGCGGCUGGGCCCCCAACCCUCCCCGGGCCAUGGCCGGCAACGUGAAAAAGAGCUCCGGGGCCGGGGGCGGCGGCGGCUCCGGGGGCUCGGGCUCCGGCGGCCUGAUCGGGCUCAUGAAGGACGCCUUCCAGCCGCACCACCACCACCACCACCACCUCAGCCCCCACCCGCCGGGCACCGUGGACAAGAAGAUGGUGGAGAAGUGCUGGAAGCUCAUGGACAAGGUGGUGCGAUUGUGUCAGAACCCAAAGCUGGCGCUAAAGAAUAGCCCACCUUAUAUCUUAGACCUGCUGCCAGACACCUACCAGCACCUCCGCACUGUCUUGUCAAGAUAUGAGGGGAAGAUGGAGACCCUUGGAGAAAAUGAGUAUUUUAGGGUGUUCAUGGAGAAUUUGAUGAAGAAAACUAAGCAGACCAUAAGCCUCUUCAAGGAGGGGAAAGAAAGAAUGUAUGAGGAGAAUUCUCAGCCUAGGCGAAACCUAACCAAGCUAUCCCUGAUCUUCAGCCACAUGCUGGCAGAACUAAAAGGAAUCUUUCCGAGUGGACUCUUUCAAGGAGACACAUUUCGGAUUACGAAAGCAGAUGCUGCAGAAUUUUGGAGGAAAGCUUUUGGGGAAAAGACUAUAGUCCCUUGGAAGAGUUUCCGACAGGCCCUUCACGAAGUGCAUCCCAUCAGCUCUGGGCUGGAGGCCAUGGCUCUGAAAUCCACUAUUGAUCUGACCUGCAAUGAUUAUAUUUCAGUUUUUGAAUUUGACAUCUUCACACGACUCUUUCAGCCCUGGUCCUCUUUGCUCAGGAACUGGAACAGUCUUGCCGUAACUCAUCCUGGUUACAUGGCUUUCCUGACAUACGAUGAAGUGAAAGCUCGGCUCCAGAAGUUCAUUCACAAACCGGGCAGUUACAUUUUCCGGCUGAGUUGCACUCGUCUGGGUCAGUGGGCUAUUGGGUAUGUCACUGCUGAUGGGAACAUUCUGCAGACGAUCCCUCACAAUAAACCUCUCUUCCAAGCCCUGAUUGAUGGCUUCAGGGAAGGCUUCUAUCUGUUUCCAGAUGGACGGAAUCAGAAUCCCGACCUGACAGGCUUAUGUGAACCAACUCCCCAAGACCACAUCAAAGUGACCCAGGAACAAUAUGAAUUAUACUGUGAGAUGGGCUCCACCUUCCAGCUGUGUAAAAUAUGCGCUGAAAACGACAAGGAUGUGAAAAUUGAGCCCUGUGGACACCUCAUGUGCACGUCCUGUCUCACAUCCUGGCAGGAAUCCGAAGGCCAGGGCUGUCCUUUCUGCCGAUGUGAAAUUAAAGGUACUGAGCCCAUUGUGGUCGAUCCAUUUGACCCUCGAGGAAGUGGCAGCCUACUGAGGCAAGGAGCCGAGGGAGCUCCCUCCCCAAAUUAUGAGGACGACGAUGAUGAACGAGCUGAUGAUUCUCUCUUUAUGAUGAAGGAACUGGCUGGUGCGAAGGUGGAACGGCCUCCUUCUCCGUUUUCCAUGGCCCCACAAGCUUCCCUUCCCCCAGUGCCACCUCGACUUGACCUUCUGCAACAGCGGGUAUCUCUUCCUGCCAGUGCUUCUGGUCUUGGAACUGCUUCUAAGGUAGCUUCUGGCUCCCUUCAUAAGGACAAACCAUUACCAAUACCUCCCACACUUCGAGAUCUUCCACCACCACCCCCUCCAGACCGGCCAUAUUCUGUUGGAGCAGAAUCCCGGCCACAGAGACGUCCCUUGCCUUGUACACCGGGCGACUGUUCAUCCAGAGACAAACUGCCCCCUGUUCCCUGUGGCCGCCUUGGGGAAUCAUGGCUGCCUCGGCCAAUCCCCAAAGUACCAGUGGUUGCCCCCAACUCUAGUGACCCCUGGACAGGCAGAGAAUUAACCAACAGGCACUCACUCCCAUUUUCCUUGCCCUCACAAAUGGAACCCAGAGCGGAUGUGUCCAGGCUUGGAGGCACAUUCAGCGUGGAUACCUCCAUGAAUGUGAAUAACAACCCAUUAGCAGGUUCAGAGUGCGAACACCCCAAAAUCAAACCUUCUGCAUCGGCCAAUGCCAUUUACUCUCUGGCCGCCCGGCCUCUUCCUGUGCCAAAGCUGCUCCCCGGGGAGCAGUGUGAAAGUGAGGAGGACACGGAGUAUAUGACCCCCUCCUCCAGGCCUCUGGGGCUUCCAAAGCCAGAUGGGAAACGGCCUUUGGAGACCGGCCAGAGUUCACGAGCGUGUGACUGUGACCAGCCGAUUGAUAGCUGUACAUACGAAGCAAUGUAUAAUAUUCAGUCCCAGGCGACGCCAUCAGCCACGGAGAGCAGCUCCUUCGGGGAAGGGAGUCUGGCCACAGGCCAUGGGGGCGCCGGCCCCGAGGGAUCAGAAAAUGAGGAAGACGGCUAUGACGUCCCUAAGCCGCCAGUGCCGGCUGUGCUGGCGCGCCGGACCCUCUCCGACAUCUCUAAUGCCAGCUCCUCUUUUGGCUGGUUGUCUCUGGAAGGCGAGCCCACCACACACUUCACCGAGGGUUCCCAAGUUCCUGAAAGGCCUCCCAAGCCGUUCCCUCGGCGAAUCAACUCAGAACGGAAAGCAGGCAGCUGUCAGCCGGGAGCCGCCGCCACCGCCGCCGCCUCCUCGCCGCAGCUCUCCAGUGAGAUCGAGAGCCUCAUGAGCCAGGGCUACUCCUACCAGGACAUUCAGAAGGCCCUGGUCAUUGCCCACAACAACAUCGAAAUGGCCAAGAACAUCCUCCGGGAAUUUGUUUCUAUCUCGUCUCCUGCCCACGUCGCCACCUAGCAGAGCCCUCCCCGCUGUGGCAUCAGGACCAGUGAGCCGGGCGCUGUCCCCUGGGCGGCCCCUCAGAGGGCAGAGGUUCCUCGGGAGACUUCACAGUGAAGUCUGGCCCUCUCUGGGAUUCCACAUCUGUGGUUCCAAGAUUUCAAAACCGUGGAAUGAACGUGGAGCAGCUAGUGUGUUUUACUUUGCUUUGAGAGUGGAUUUGAAGGUGUCCUUCAGUCCCCAGUUAGAGUGUGGAUUUUUAUUAAAUGGUAGCCUACCCCGGGGGAACAGUCCAGAAAGCGGUGGGAGAAGUAUUGUGGUGUAAAUCUUCAUGGGGGACUUCAGGCUUCCCUGGGUUAAGGAGUGCUUGUGCGUGUGUGUGUGUCUAUCUGUGGUGGCGUGUGUCCUGUGAUUAUAAAAUGAGCCUGCGGUGUGUGUUAAUCCCGGGCAGGGAAUUAGCACAAGAGACGUAGGAAGGAAUGGUCCAGGGACCUCCAUCUACUGUGGUGUGAGACCCCGCCCUGGUGUGUAGUACCGUGCCCUCGAGCUCCCCUGUGGCUUGGAUUACCGUGCGCACAGCUCGAGUCUUGUAUUUUUAGAACACCCUCCCUCUGUCCUUUCCCCUGUUUCUGCCUCCUCCUCCUCGUUGUCUGUCGGCCGCGGGCUUGCUCCGACCAGCCUCACUGAAGCCCAGUGACUUACAGGAUGUUCCUGAUUACGUGUGAUGGUGUUGGUUUGUUUGGUGGAUAGACAGGGCAAGGAAAAGUACUGUUGCUGCAUCAUCACACUCCUGUGUGAUCCUAGCGGCUAACACUGGUCACUCCAAAGCACUGUUUCCAUAGGAACGUUGAUUCUGUGACAAUGAGAUGUUUUAAUUAUCCUAAUGACGUAAUGACUGAUCUGAGAUAGAGGCCUUCAGAUACAUUCCAUGCCCUCCCAGAAGACAGUCUGUGGGAGUCCGUUGCCUUCCUGCCAGGUGUGUGUUCUCAUGUAGGUCACGGGCGUUUGUCCUUACUGGGAAGGGAAGAACAUUUGUUCGCAGUCUGGCUUUCUGGCCUGUAUGCCACCAAACUUUCAGGAGCUUCCUUUUCAUGCUCUUGCCCUUGUUAUGCAGAAGAUGCACAAAAUAGAUAGGAUUCAUCAGUUUGGUUUUUCUUCCCAGUGAGUCAGUUCCAACUUGUGUGGGCACCUCCCUUGGAACGUGAGCCAGGUUAUACUUUCAGAAGAGGCUUUUGUCCUUGCCCUUGAAGGGGAGGGGAUGGCACCCUUGGUAGCACAGCAUUUUGCUGGUAAUUAGCACCAGUCCUCCCCUGGCACCACCAACGAUGUGGUUUUCUCUUUUGCCCGCGGCUUUGGGAACGGAGCAUCUCUUCCCCUCUUCUCGCCACACUGGUCCUCUGUGCUCUUCACAGACCUCAUUCUCUAUAGUAAUGACAGGUCCCAAAGUGCGACAAACACCUUCGCGGGGGGGGGGGGGGGGGGGGGGGGGAGGUCAGAGAUGGGACGAAAAGCCCAGCAGCUGGUGUGCGUGAGGGUUUGUGAGGAAGAUUCGGAGUCCAGCGUGGGGGGCCUUGAAUCGAUUCCGGUAAGGUAAUGCGAAAUGAGCCCCGGUCAGCCAGUGCUCUGGCCGGUCUUUGCUGACUUCCCUAGCAGACCGUACCCUCCUGUGCAGCAGAAGCAAACCUGCUCUUUGAUACAUCUGCCCUCCUCAAAGUUAAAUCAUGCUUUUGUCUUUAGAUCCAGACAGAAAUGAAUCUCUCGAGGUCCAUUUUCUUUACCGUGUUUCCGUCUGUGGAUUCUUCUCUCAUUCCGUCCUGAUUCUUCUCUUUGCUUUCGGCUCUUCCUAGACCUUUUGGCUUUAUGCUCUUGGCUCAGAGCCAUUUACAUUCCCAGGGUAGAUGGUACUGGACCUCUUGUCGAUAGGCUCUGGCCCCCCAGUGUCUGCUCAGCGUGGCCGGGAGCAGCAGCCCUGCCCGGGCGCACCUGGGAGCGGGACAGUGGCAGUCACUGGGAAGCAGUGACCUAGCGUCUCCUUCUAAGAGCGAGUAAGGAGCCUGUUUGAUUUGUGGUUAACACUCAGUUUGCUUUUUGUUUAGAUGCUGAAGAGUCAGGCAAAGAACUAGGGAAGAUGGCAGCAUUUUCCCUACCUGUCCACACUGGAGGUUUUCCUUGUCUGCAGACCUCGUCCACAGUCUGAAGGUGUGUCAGGAGAACAGAGCCCUGGUUCUGUAUAUCUCUUGCCUGUUCGGUGUAUCCCACAUCUUCUCUGGAGAGUCUUUCCUUACUCAUAUAGGCCAAGGGCAGGUUCGUCCCUUUUUUCCUAAUUGAGUACCUCCGUGCCUCCUGGGGUGGGUCCUGAGACUGGGCUGUCAAGACCCUAAGGUCAGACAUAUGCAUCGGUGACUGGCUUGCUGGGUGGCUGUGCGCUGCGGGCCUGGGCUUCCCACGUGUUAGACCGUUCUGGGAGGUUUGCUCUCUUUGGGUGCUCUGAGGACAAACCUCAACCAUGCCUGAGACCGCCAUCGUCCCCUCAGGAAAGUUUCCACGUGGGCAUUUGUCUUGAGGGGACUUCCAGAACUUCAAUUUCUUCACUUUUCCUUGGACUAAGGCACAAAUAACCCUUCUUCAUCUUCCGGUUGUAUGGCAGUUUCUAAUUCUGUGCUCUGCUCGGAAUUUAAAAUUGCCCUUUCAGAAGUGGACUCUGAGUUCUGCCAGUUUGGGCAGACCCCUCCCCUCUCUCCCUCCGAAUUCAGGGUGGUUCCUUCUCUGGUCCCUUCCCAGGAGGAUGAGGUAAAAGCACUUAGGGGUUUUGUCAGAUGCAUUAGGUUCUUCUCUUCAGUGCGGUCUCCUGCUUUUCCUCUGUCUUUCUGGCUUGGUCUACGCAAUCUGCCUCGUCGUCGUCUGGGGUCUGCUCGGCAGUAGGUCAUCCGCUGCCCCUGCCAGGCUCCUUCCGCUCAGGUAAAGGGUUCUCAAGUGGGAAGACCUGUGGGCUCUGUGAUAUACCUCCCUUGAAGAAAUGAAGAGAUUGGGCAGUUUCUCGUCUCAGUGUUUACCUGUUAAUGUAAAUAGUGCUCUGUACCUGUGGAUGGCCAUUCUCCUCCCCUGGCCCUCUGGCCCCCCACAGCCCCCCCCCCCCACACUCUGCCCUUCUGUUCUCUUACCCACAUAGCCCCAGGGCCCAGGAUGGGGGAGAGUGCUCCUUCUAUCAGUUAGCUGUUCUGUGGAUUAAAAUUUUUGGAAGGGAGUCGCUAUUCUUCAUACUUAAAAGUAUUUAUUUUCUCUGUAGAAAAGUAAAAUAUAACCCAUGGUCCACACAGCAAACAUACAAAUGAGUUUUUGUAAAUUUGCUAGCAGAGUAGGGACCAAGCUCUGUGUUCCCUUUAAGGCACCAUUAACAAGAUCCGCACCUUUUUUGGGUGGUCGGUGCAGGUGUUGAUGCAGAAUAUUUUCCUACCUCACGUCGUGACAGUCAGGGUUACAGACCUUCCUAAACUGCGACUUUCCCUUCCUGCCAUUGGCUUCUCUGACUCCAGUGGCCCCUGGCCUGGAAAGAGCGGCCUUUGGACCACUGGCCCCGCUGUGUACCCGUUAGCCUGUUCGUUUGGCAGAUGUGAGUGACUCCCAGGUGCCAGCAGUGCCAGCUCCGCGCUCUUCCCUCCCACCACGUGCAGAUUUCCCGAUGCCCGUAUAUUGUACUUGCUGGCUCACCUUUCCCUUUGGCCCUGGGAUUGCCCUUCCUGGAAGAGCGUGCAGUGUGUAUUCACAGCUCUUUUCAUGGAGCCAUGGGUUUCCUUGUAGAACUGUCCUGCGUAAAAGCAAUUCAGGGCUCUCCCAUGAACCCCCUGUUGUCUUCCCAGAGCCUUGAUGACGAGAUUCGGCAGCGGUCUUCUGGGUACCCGCCGGCUUGGAUGCGUUUCAGUGGAAUCUUUGUGGUGGGUUGAGGAGCAUAUUGGCUCAGAGUUGCCAAGUAGGGCAGUUAAAUGUUUAAGCAAGGCAUUUGCCCACAGUCCCCCUCUCCAGUCUAGUGCCUUCCUUGAUCUUUUUACUGAACUGCUUGGAGUCCCUAAUCCCCCUUGUUGUGAAGUUUUCUUGUCACCCUCGUGGGACCCCCCCCAUUUCCCAUUCUCUUUGGGACUUGGCCCCCAGUCCUUCAACGACCUUUGCAGCUAAUUCUGUGUCCUAGAAGGGCUGGAGGUGUGGGAGAUGACGGUUGGAGUGUUGGAGACCCAACAUCAGGGUCCUGGUCUUGCACGGAUGUAUGUGCUCUCCCAAGAGCCAGGCAGUAAAUUAGAUGGAACUCAGUCAUUUCGCAGAAAUGCCAGCCUUUCCCUCCCGGCGUAGGAAGCUCAGGACCCUAGAACUUUGCAUCAGGGUGCACACGUCAGCAUGAAGGGGUCCUCGCACCACUUUAACCUCAGCCUGUGUCGCGGUCUUUAUUUACAAAUGCAUCAGGCCAUUUGUGCAUGGCGGAGGGUGCAUAGGGAAAGGAGGUCACAGUCUUGUAUCAUUGACUGUCCUGUUUAGGAAUCCUUCAGAUGCAAGAAAUCGGUAUCCAGGCUAAAGAAAGAAGAGAAUCCUUUGGAUGCAGUGUAUUUCACAGACCCCAGCAUGGGAAGCGCAUCGGGUUUUUGCAUGGAGCUGGGACUGUCGGAAUUUGCACCUAGUCCUUUCUCCUGCUUGUCACACCCCGGACUAGACACCCCAUUGCCCAGGUCCACACCACCUCCCGGCUCUUGAGAUCACCGUGCACAGCUUCCCAGUACCUCUUAAUUCCUAUUCUAAAGAAAAAAUACAGUCAGCCCAGCAUGUUGCUCGGCUUUCUACCCUCAUUGGUCAGCCUGGUGCAGGGGGCGGGGGGGGGGGGGAGCGACAGUGGCCUAUCCCCUUGGGUGGGAGUUGGGGUGGGGGGUGUGCUCUCCGAGAAGAGGCUUCAGACAGGAUAAAUACCUUAGAAGUAUUUUAGUAGCAAAACUGCUGUCCUGCUGCCCCCCCACCCCCGCUUUUUUGAGAGUGGAAAGGCAGGACACAGGACUGUAUCUGGACAUGGAGGAAAUUCUUAGGUUUCGCUUAAUUUGGGCUUCUGUCAUCUUUGUUGCUUUAUUUCCUGUUUUAAUUCCCUUUACCAGUCUUGGCAUCCAAGAUUUCUUACCUCCCUCUUCAGGACCAGUUUCUCCUGCUCCGGAGCUAGUCUGUUCUUGGGUGACAUUUCUUUACCUUCAUUCAAUCUCAGGUUUUUAGCCUUCUUUCGUGCUUAGAGAGCAGAUCACAAAUCCCACUGUCGCCACCCAUGGACUUCUGGGCUCUCCUCAGGUUUUAACGCUGAAAAUAUAUUCGUUUUGUGGGCCUGUGGCCCGUGCCCCUCCCUGCCCGCCUCCUCACCCUUGCAUUUUGUCUUUGCCUUGUGAGGAGAGCUCUGCACUAGUAGCUGUAGACAGGCCUUCCGAGGUACCUCAGAAGCUACUUUCCUGUAGCCAGCAAGAGUAUCUGGUGGCUGGGACAGUUGCCAGGACAGAAAUCAGAUGUAGAUGUCAGCUCGGAGGAGUUUUGACUGAGAGCUCUUUAGACCAGAAACCCUUGUCUUCCCCAUCCGUCGGCUUGCUUUGUGGUCCCCUAUCAAAGCCUUUAAUUUUUUGGAGUUUGACACAACUGCUUCUGCUUGCUUAAGUGUUUUGAUCUUACUUACCUCAUCCUGGGGCCUGUCCCAUGUUAGUAAGGCAUUUCAUAAUUACUUGUAACUUUUUUUAAACUGUUGGAGUCAUUUGGAAUACACAGAAGUAACCUAGUAAUCCAAAGAUACACAUUGAGGCACGUGACGAAGGGUGGGGUCGUUAGCCUUUACAUUUGAUACUCUGGGUUCGGCUCCAGAAUUAAGGACCAGAGGGACAGCAACGCCAUGUGCCUGUGUCCAAGGAAAUCUGGGUUGGUCUCAAAGGGGAGUACCAGUGUUUUUUGGUUCUAAUAAGUACCCCGAUGAAGACGUGGGGCGGUAGGGACGGAAAGAGCGAGCGCUGCUUGGAGGCUCGUUCACGUUCAGAUGGGAAGGUCAGCCCUUCCGAAGGGCCAGCUGUUCACCCGGAGUAGCAGCUGUCUGCAGCUCUCCCUGCCCCUUCCCCUGGGUCGUGCUUGAGAAAAAUGUGGCGGACCACUCCCUCUUUUUGUACAGGGCCAAGGCUGAAAGCCAAACUCCGCUCUCCUACUGAUUAGCAGCCAAACAGAUCAGCAGAGUUGUGAUCACCCGGCUCCGUAUUCCUGACUUCUUCCUGCAGGGAACGAGAGGGGCACCUCUCUUUUGCCUCACAAGUUCUCCUUCCACCCCUGCACCAGACUGGGAGACCAGGUUGGGGGGCUGGGGUGUGCUCAGGACAAGCCCCGUGUGACUCCUCAGGCCUGGCCCUGCCUCCUGCUCAGCCCCACCAGGAGGACGGGCCGGGGGUUUGAGGUGGGGUGGAGAGGAUGGUGUGCAGGCCAGGCUGUGUGCCCCCACUUGGUGCCCUGAAGUCCGUGUGUGUCGCUCCCUCCUCCCUACCUACCUCUGACCCUGUUGUGGAUGAGGGUGGCCGUGCUCAUGGCUGUCUGGAAACUGAAGAGGCAGAGACCUAUUAAGGAAUCUGUAGACCACAUGUUUUCUCUUCCUUGGCUUCUUUCUUCUGCUGUCUGGGUAAGCCUGUAGGCACAGUGCCCGGGAGAGCGGAUGCCUCCCGACCUGCCUGUCUCCGUGUCGUGGCCUUGACCUCCUGCUGAAACAUGUGGUAGAGGCAUGGCAGCUAAGAGGUACCGCCUACAUGUGCUUUCUGGCUGUGGUGACUUGGGAUUUUUAACCUUAUGUAUCUUUUUCCUUUAUUCAAAACAGAACAAUUUUUAGCACACUGAAAAAAAAAAA